CUCAAACUCCACAAAACGCACCAUUCACCUUCACCUUCCUGAUACACCCAAAACAACAAACACAUUAAAAAUGGUCGACGUAGACCGGAGAAUGACCGGUUUAAACCCGGCUCACAUAGCCGGUCUACGCCGCUUAUCAGCUCGAGCCGCUUCAUCUUCUACCUCUUCCUCCUCCUCAGAACGUAACUGUUUAUUCUCAUUCUCUUCAGUAGUAGAUAAAGUCAUAACUCAGCUCCAUAACUCCGGUGUCCAAGUCCAACCUGGUCUCUCCGACGCAGAAUUCGCACGUGCAGAAGCUGAGUUCAGUUUCGUUUUCCCACCGGACCUCCGUGCAAUUCUCGCCGCCGGCAUCCCCGUCGGACCUGGAUUCCCUGACUGGCGAUCCACCGCCGCUCGCCUCCGUCUCCGCGCCUCACUUGAUCUUCCAAUUGCCGCAAUCUCGUUUCAGAUCGCGAGAAACGCGUUCUGGUCGAAAUCUUGGGGAUUAAGACCUUCUGAACCGGAGAAAGCACUGAAAAUUGCGAGAAAUGCUUUGAAGAAAGCUCCGUUACUGAUUCCUAUCUUCAACCAUUGCUACAUUCCUUCAAAUCCUUCACUCGCCGGAAAUCCGAUUUUCUACGUCGAUGAAAAUAGAAUCUUCUGUUGCGGUUUCGAUCUUUCAGAUUUCUUUCAACGUGAGUCUUUAUUUCGAAGAUCCGAAUCCGAUCCGAAAAUUCUCAUGAAGCAACGUUCUGUUAGCGAGAAAUCCGCGGGUUCUUCAACGGCAUUUUCACGAAGGAGUCUCGACACCGGAGGAAGGACGCCGAGGUGGGUGGAAUUUUGGACAGAAGCUGCCACGGAUCGUCGCCGGAGAAACUCGUUGUCGUCGGAAUCUACUUCGCCGGAGAGGUUUUUUGAUAUUCCACCACGGUCUGUUAUUCCCGGUUGGGUUGAUGAAUAUAUUGAUAAAAUCGGGUCGGUUUUGAAAGCGGGUGGGUGGAGUGAACCGGAUAUAACCGAAAUGGUUCAAGUUUCGGCUUGUGGUUUUUUUGAAGGGGAAAUGGUGAUGUUGGAUAAUCAAGCGUUGUUGGAUGCUUUGUUAUUAAAAGCGGAUCGGUUUUCGGAUUCACUUCGAAAAGCUGGGUGGAGCUCCGAAGAAGUAUCCGAAGCUCUAGGAUUCGAUUUUCGACCUGAGAAGGAAAGGAAACCAGUUAAGAAGCUGUCGCCGGAGCUUGUUGAAAAGAUUGAGAAACUGGCUCAAUCAGUUUCUCAUCCUUGAAAGUUGGAAUGAGAUCAAAACAUUUUUCUUUUUUGUUCUUUUAUUCUAAUUUUAAUUUUAAUUUUUAUGAUCUUAGGUUUUGGUUUUCCCUUUUUGGUGUCUAAAAAGACCAGGAAUUGGGUUGUACUAGGAACAAUGUGCACAAAAUAGUUUGAAAAGGUUUUUUACAUGUUUAAGAUCAUCUUGUCCUUUUUAUAUAUACACUACAAAAUUAUAGUAAAGUUCAUAAUAAAUAAAUAAAUGAUCAACGGUUGAAUAUA
Medicago truncatula (barrel medic) is the source of this 1518-nucleotide messenger RNA. RefSeq lists its product as uncharacterized. The record is from RefSeq and is a predicted model, not a curated record. Bases 71 to 1258 code for a protein of 395 amino acids. Lineage: Eukaryota; Viridiplantae; Streptophyta; Magnoliopsida; Fabales; Fabaceae. The transcript has a single exon.